Molecule: messenger RNA, 1835 nt
Organism: Alligator sinensis (Chinese alligator)
Lineage: Eukaryota; Metazoa; Chordata; Crocodylia; Alligatoridae
Gene: MORN1
Product: MORN repeat containing 1
Exons: 14
Coding region: 1-1491 (496 amino acids)
Source: RefSeq, a predicted model, not a curated record
AUGGGCCCUAGAGGUGCUAUGCAGAGUCAUAUAGUACUAUAUUGUUACGAUUAUAACAAGCCAACUGUGAUCUUUUUAUGGGAAAGAUAUGGGCUAUAUGUUUAUCCUAAUAGCUUUUUCCAAUAUGAAGGAGAAUGGAGACAAGGACAAAAACAUGGUCAUGGCAAACUAUUAUUCAAGGAUGGAAGUUAUUAUGAAGGCGAGUUUGUGGAUGGUGAAAUUUUGGGAAAUGGAUUGCGAUAUUGGGCAUCUUCAGGAAACAGUUACUCAGGUCAGUUCAUGUUAGGAGAGCUCCAUGGACAUGGAGUCAUGCAAUACAGAGAUGGUGGGAAAUAUGAAGGAGAAUUCUCCUGUGGAAUGAGAGAAGGAUAUGGGUUACUGGUUGACAGUGAUGGACAAAUUUAUCAAGGAUCUUUCCACAAAAAUAAGAAGCAUGGAGGAGGUAAAAUGACCUUCAAGAAUGGUGAUAAGUAUGAAGGAGACUGGAUUCUGGACCAGCGACAAGGUCAUGGGGAACUGCACUGUGCCGAUGGAAGUGUAUAUGAGGGGCAGUGGAGAAAUGACAUGUUCAAUGGACAGGGCACUAUAAUUCAUUGUUCUGGUGUCAUCUAUGAUGGACUGUGGAUCAAUGGCUACCCUGCUGCUCAAGCAAAGAAGAUAGUGAUUUUGGGCCCAGAAGUUAUUGAUAUAAUUCAGGGAUCUUCUAUCACCCUUCAUGUACAGCUUCAGAAUGAAGAAGGAGAGGUUUGUGAAUCUGAGGAAGGCCGAGUUUUGGAGAUCUGGGCAGGCAUCAGACAUCAUCAAAUCCGAGCAAGUUCCCCUACCAAUUUAUUUGAGUUAAUUGAAGAGAUUGAAAGGAAGCCAGUCAAAACCCCUUUUGGAUUUGAAUGUAUUAGCUACCCUUUGAUGGAUGCCACAUCUGAAAGCCAGAAACUGAAAGCUGCUUUCCCUAUAGUUAGCAAAUCUGGAUUUGCACUGGCUGAUUUAUCAAUUCCUAAGAGAGUUAUAGAGCCAGAAUCAGGAUCAGACACCAUGCAUGGAGCUGGAGAUGCCCCCAGCAAUCAGGAUGUAUUUGAAGAUGAACGUCCCUGUCCUCCUGCCAGUCAGAGAGUGGAGCAUGGCUGUGCAAUUUUCAGAAACAUCUUGCUUGCACCUCCUCCAGCUAAUUAUCUGUCCUUUCUGCUUGUGGAUGAAGUAAGCAAAAAAGGAGGCAGAAAGCCAAGUGGCAGAAUAUCUGCUGAGAAAGCUGAGAAGAUGACAGUCUUGCAAGAGAAAAUUGGAGACAGCAGAUCUGAGAUGACACCCAAACGGCAUGAGUUAAAAAACGAUCAGUGCUCCAUGAAGAACUGUAGCGUUUUGCCAGGCAAGUAUGUGCUUAUGGUCCAUGAAGUGACCAUACCCCCAUUUUUGGGCAAGACUCUCCCACCAGCCUUCAAACUCUUAAGGGUUUUGCCAGAGAAAACCAAAAACAAGAAAGCGACCAGCAAGUAAAGAAGGAACAUAAACAUACAGGAAUUCACAGGCUCUGUCCAAUGCACACUGUAGUUUGUGAAGGUUUUACCACUGAGUACAAUAGGAGUUGGACUGAUCCCUUGGGCCUCAGAUGCAUGUAGGUUUUGAAAAAAGGGGUAUACUAACAGCAAAGAAACAAUUGACCAACAGAGAUCCAUUUCACACAGUGUCCUACCUAGUCACAUUUUAGAUGAUACUAAAUCGUACAUUUUAGAUGGUAUUUAUGAGAUGGAGAGAAAUGUCUUUGAUUAAUCCUAUUUUUCAUCAUUAUAUAAGUUGUAUGUAUUUUUAACAAAAUUCUAUUAAAAUAAACUGAAAAUUCA